Molecule: messenger RNA, 3187 nt
Organism: Gossypium raimondii (Peruvian cotton)
Lineage: Eukaryota; Viridiplantae; Streptophyta; Magnoliopsida; Malvales; Malvaceae
Product: pentatricopeptide repeat-containing protein At4g20740
Exons: 2
Coding region: 618-2774 (718 amino acids)
Molecular function (GO): protein binding
Source: RefSeq, a predicted model, not a curated record
AUUGCCAUCCGCAAUUACAACUUUACAAGCAGUCCCCUUCUCCCUCUGCCAUUAAAAAAUAAAAAAUAAAACCUAAUCCUAGAAAUCCAAGAAAACAAGAGCCCGAACAAGUAAAGGAUUAAGAAGAUAUCGUGGGAGUGGGAUAUUGAAUCCGUCGAUGCUUAGUUUUGGUGGAGUAGAAGAGGAUCAAAGAGGGGGUUCUUCCAAUAAACGCUCUCUCUGUAUCUCCCCUUCGAAGUUGCUUCCUUUUUCAUGUCUUCUUCAUACACACCCUCUUUAUUCUUUGCUCAUUCAGGGUCUUCUCAAGCCCUAGGCUUUCAUCUUUGCACUAUGCCUUUUCUGUGAUCUCAAUCUUCUCCUUUGUAUAAAACAUGAUUGAUUCGAAGGAAUGCUGCCUAGGUCUCUAAUCAGAAUUGUGGAACCAUUGUUUUCCCUGAUUUUGAGCAGGUAUUCGUUUUUGAGUUCUUCACUGAAGACGAAACCAGGUUGUUGCUGUCAAAGCAGUCAUCUGGAAUAUCUUUGUUAUACGGGGUGUAGAUGGCUUAAGCAAUCCUUAUCAGUAGCCGGACUGCUGGAGCCAGCAAGUUAACGAAAUCAAAAAGUCAAAAGCAUCCAAAAUGCCACCCAAGUCCGUCCCACUUCCGGCUAAACCCUCCAAACCCUACCUUUUCUAUGGCCACCGGAAGCCCUCCCAAAACCGCCCCGUUGUUUAUGGUGGCCUCUUUUCCAACCGCCAAGUCCUCAAACCUCCCCAAUCUCCUCUACCGCCUUCACCACCCUUUGAUCUCCGUAAAUGGGAUCCACAUCACCUCUCUCAGAACCCAUCGCCACCACCCAUUCCCACACCACACCAACACUCAAAGCUAUCACCAAUAGCCCGGUUCAUCAUUGAUGCCUUUCGCAAGAGCCAGUACACUUGGGGACCAAGUGUUGUCUUUGAACUCAAUAAGCUCCGUCGUGUUACUGCAUCACUUGUAGCGGAAGUGCUCAAAGUCCAAGAUGAUCCCAUUCUGGCUUCCAAGUUCUUUCAUUGGGCUGGUAAGCAGAAAGGGUUUAAGCAUAAUUUCGCUUCUUAUAAUGCAUUAGCUUAUUGCCUCAAUAGAAAUGGUCGUUUUCGAGUGGCUGAUCAGUUGCCAGAACUAAUGGAUUCCCAAGGGAAGCCUCCUACUGAAAAACAGUUUGAAAUUUUAAUACGCAUGCAUGCUGAUAAGAAUAGAGGACAAAGGGUUUAUUAUGUGUAUCAGAAAAUGAAGAAUUUUGGAAUAAAGCCGCGUGUGUUUUUGUAUAAUCGAAUAAUGGAUGCGUUAGUCAAAACAGGUUAUUUAGAUUUAGCAUUGUCUGUGUAUGAGGAUUUUAGAGGUGAUGGUUUGGCGGAGGAAAGCAUUACAUUCAUGAUUUUGAUCAAGGGUUUAUGUAAGGCCGGGAAGGUAGAUGAAAUGCUAGAGGUUUUGGGGAGGAUGAGGGAGAUGUUCUGUAAGCCGGAUGUUUUUGCCUAUACAGCUAUGAUUAAGAUCUUGGUUUCUAAAGGGAACUUGGACGGAUGCUUGCGUGUUUGGGAGGAGAUGCGGAGAGAUGGGGUGGAACCGGAUGUAAUGGCUUAUGUGACAUUAGUUGCAGGGUUGUGUAAGGGAGGAAGGGUGCAGAGAGGGUAUGAGUUGUUUAAGGAGAUGAAAACGAAAGGGAUAUUGAUUGAGAGGGUAACGUAUGGUGUUUUAAUAGAAGGGUUCGUGAAGGAUGGGAAGUUGGGAUCUGCUUGUGGUUUGUUGAAGGAUUUGAUAGAUUCUGGAUACAGGGCUGAUUUAGGGAUAUAUAAUCCUCUUAUUGAGGGCAUGUGUGAUGUGAAGCUGAUUGAUAGAGCAUACAAGCUUUUUCAGGUAACAGUUCAAGAGGGUUUAGAGCCAGGAUUUGCAACCGUGAAGCCCAUGCUGCUGGCGUUUGCAGAGAUGAGACGAAUGUCUGACUUUUGCAAGUUGCUAGAGCAGAUGCAGAAGUUAGGAUUUUCUGUUAAUGAUGAUCUUUCUAAGUUCUUCUCGUUUGUGGUCGAGAAGGGGGAAAGAACAAUAAUGGCUGUACGAGUGUUCAAUGAAUUAAAAGUGAAAGGUUACGGUAGUGUUCGGAUUUACAGUAUUCUAAUGGGGGCUCUCCACAAGACUGGGAAGGUGAAACAAGCAUUAUCACUCUUUCAAGAAAUGAAGGAUUUGAAUUUUGAGCCCGACUCCUCUACAUAUAGUAAUGCGAUUAUAUGUUAUGUUGAAGAUGAGAAUAUCAAGGAUGCUUGCAUCUGCCAUAACAAAAUCAUAGAGAUGUCAUGUGUUCCUUCCAUUGACGCUUACUAUUCUCUUACUAAUGGUCUCUGCAAAAUUGGUGAGAUAGAUGCAGCUAUGAUGCUUGUUCGUGAUUGCUUAGGUAAUGUUACAAAUGGACCCAUGGAAUUUAAAUACGCACUUACUGUUCUUCAUGCCUGUAAAUCAGGUGCUGAGAAAGUGAUGGAAGUGUUGAAUGAAAUGAUGCAAGAAGGUUUGCCUCCAGAUAACAUUAUAUGCUCUGCAAUUAUAUCUGGCAUGUGUAAGUACAGGACCAUAGAAGAGGCAAGGAAGGUAUUUGCUAAUUUAAGAACACGCAAACUUCUAACCGAAGCUAAUAUAAUUAUAUAUGAUGAACUAUUGAUCGAAUAUAUGGAGAAGAAAGCAGCGGACCUUGUGCUUUCGGGACUCAAGUUCUUUGGCCUGGAAUCUAAAUUAAAAGCAAAGGGCUCCACCCUGCUAUCUAGAUAAAGAAUCGAAGGCCAGUACCUAUUAUCAGCGGAGUCUAAACACCAUUUUCCUGAUUAUCUAAACACCAGAGUCUGCAGGAAAGGUACCCUCUUGCGCCAUUGAGCUUAACAGGUUAUCAGCAGGGGUCUGGCUGCAUCUAUCAGCUCAGCUUGCUUGUUUUUGCUUCUCUCUGCUGCUAGGUCCAAAUAUGCACAGUGCAGUGUCUGUAUGGUCUUUAAAUCAAACAAUGAUGUUGUUGCAGUUCACUGUUUCUCAGAUUUGGUGUCAACUGUGUCAAUAUCAUCAGUUUUGGCUCUUAAUACCUCGAAGUUAAAACUCAUGUAAGCAUGGAAUACACCCUUUUGCUUGUUGUACUCAUAAACCAAACUCUUCCAGGUUUCUCAAAGUAAUGAAUGCAGAGAUUAUUAUAUUUA